This is a messenger RNA of Brenthis ino (lesser marbled fritillary), 426 nucleotides long. NCBI's taxonomy places the organism in Eukaryota, Metazoa, Arthropoda, Insecta, Lepidoptera, Nymphalidae. The record is from the annotation of a GenBank genome assembly.
AUGCAUCAUGACGAAACAAAAACAAGGCGAAAGUUUGUCAUUGCUUCCAUCAAUACUAGCUUAAAAGAUACAUUGGCGAACUCUGAAGCUGACAAGUUUCUUUUCGGAGAUAACAUGUCAGAAAAACUUAAGACAGCAAAAACUGUACAACGCUCUGCUGAAGCACUAAAGGUGACACAAGCACCAUUUUCUAGGGCUAACUUUUCUAAUAAUAAAUCUUUUAACAGCAAGAAUAAUUUAAACUACAAGCCCCUGCAUCAAAAGACAACAGGCAGGCAACAUGCAGGGAGGCCGUAUGCAGUCCUGCCACCACGGCACCAGAACAGCAGUUCGCAACGGCAGACUCACUGGAUGCAGCGGCCGCCUCCACCACCGCCGCCCUCUUCACACCAACCACCUCUGCCGAUACGCAGGUCGGCUCGCAAA